AUGUUGCACAUACCACGCAUGGCAAGUCUGCCACUAACCGUCAUUAUUGCUGUUGCUUCGUUGUCGGUAGUGACCUCCGUGGCGGUUGGUGUGGAAAGCGUAGAUGUGGCCGUAGAAGCCUUGCAUGAGGCCAUCAUAUCGCGAGACGUCGCAGCCGUCAAACUCCUGUUAGAAAAGGGAGAUCUCAAAUCGAAACUUAAGGGUUACACGCCCUCGCCCUUCUAUUGGGUAGCUGACGAAAAGAACGACUCCAAAAAGCUUGACGAAAUAAUGAACGUGUUAUUGGAAGAGCUUGAUGGCGAAAUAGAGCACGAUUAUGGCAGAUAUCAUCCUUUGACGCGCGCUGUUCAUAAUCGCCUGAGCCAUGUUGUGGACACGUUGAUCCAUUGGCCUACUACCAUUAACGAAGUUCUCGCGACCUAUCUACUGUGUGAUGACGUUGGAUUUGUGCCAGAGGGUGUCACGAUAGUUGUGACGUCCUAUAGCAGAGAUUGCUUCUUCAAGUUUCCCCAAAGAGUGGCAUACGAACACAGCAAAAUAGCGGCAGUGAUACGGCGUCGCCACAGGGAGAAGUUCCAUGAAGCGAGCAAGAAGUCUUCUUCCGUAAAGUUCGACUGGGAAAAUCCCUUCUUGACCCCGCCGGCUGGAGUGAAACCUCCCCAAAAUCAACAUGUCAUGAACCCCAGAGCCUUCACUGAUUUUUCCCAGGCGUUCAUGUACUACUUCUUUGGUGAAUGGGUAUCUCCAUAUAGGUUCCUAUACCAUGCAAUGUGGGUGGUAUUUGGACUUUUGGUGUGCCGUGUAAUUGUCACUGCUGUGCGUGAAAGGUCUGCACUCGCACCUGUGGAGCCACCUCCCCUUGCCGAGUCCCCUCAAGGCGACAUGGCUGCCGCUCCCAACACUGAGGACACAUGA
Trypanosoma brucei brucei TREU927 is the source of this 915-nucleotide messenger RNA. RefSeq lists its product as hypothetical. Bases 1 to 915 code for a protein of 304 amino acids. The record is from RefSeq and is a predicted model, not a curated record. The transcript has a single exon. NCBI's taxonomy places the organism in Eukaryota, Euglenozoa, Kinetoplastea, Trypanosomatida, Trypanosomatidae.